Zerene cesonia (dogface butterfly) is the source of this 2086-nucleotide messenger RNA. RefSeq lists its product as uncharacterized. NCBI's taxonomy places the organism in Eukaryota, Metazoa, Arthropoda, Insecta, Lepidoptera, Pieridae. The record is from RefSeq and is a predicted model, not a curated record. The transcript has 8 exons. The coding region runs from base 504 to 1280 and encodes 258 amino acids.
AUCUCUGCGUGUUCCGGUUCUUUGUCAUCAAUGGGUCGCCGGGCGAGUCCAUUUCUAGUGCCACUUGAAUACAAUUUACGCAAUAUUUGAGCUAAUUUGUGAUUUUAUAUGAUACUGGACGAAAUACCCUCGCUUAUCCUUGCGAUAUCGGUUAGCCCAAGACGUCCGGGCGGACAAUAUUUAGGAGAGUUUGGCGUUAGGCCCUUUCGGUAUUAAUGAGCCGUACCCACUUCAGCUGACUGCGUCGUACGCAAGGCUACUCCAACUAAACUAGUAGUAGUCCGGCGUUCGAGGGAGGCGGUCGGGUGCUCGUUCGCGGUAGUGAUUUGCGGAUAUGUCAUUGAGGAUUAAAAUGGUUUUGGAACGUUUUCCAUAGGCUCGCAACGGUUUUGAGAAAGUCCUAACAAGUUAAGAUUCGAUAUAGAGACGCGGAGUGUGCCCAUCGGUAGGGCGCAGUGCAAGUGAGUGUCGCGGUGGACGAUAGGCCGAGCUGAGGCUCAAUAAUGCUCAAAUUCUUGACUCAUAAGCUACGAACGCAUUCGUUGAAUGAGGAGAACGUUUCCGAGAAGGUGGAGGAGCGAGACUCCGGCACCGAGUCGGACGACGAGGCGGAGCGCGCCGACACCGGUGAAUAUUGCGCCGACGUCAUCAUGAAGUGGAACGACGUCACAGAUAUCAGUAUGAGCGGCGAAGCGUGCGCGUGCGCACCGACGCCGCCGCGGCCGCCGGCGCCCGAGCCCGACCAACUAUACGAUCAUCACUCAUCCGAGGAAGAAUUAGAGGUUAUCAACGGCGGGCCGGUGGGCGCGGCGGCGGGUGCGGCGGCGCGGGGCGAGGGGCGGCGGCGCGGCGCCUCUUCGCCGGCGCGCGCGGCUCCCGAGAAGCGGCGCUGGCCAGCGGAGCCCUACGACGACGAGCUGGCCGCGCGGGCGCCCUCGUCGGACGACGAUGACACUAAGGUGGAGACCCCGGUGCGGUUCCGCACAUCACCACCUCUGGAAGCACUGAAACCUCGGCGGGCGGGUGCGGGGUCAGCAGCCAGCAGCGUGGGGUCGGGGGUCAGCGGCGCGGGGUCGGGGCUCGCGGGGGCGGGGGACGCGUGCUGGCGCGCGCCGCCGUCACCGCGCCGCCGCCGGCUGCCGCUGCCGCCGCCGCGGAGACACCGCCCGGCGCUGGAUUUUGAUAAAAUGCAACAGUUGAAGGUGGGCGGCGGCGGUGUGCGGUCGUGGCGCGCGGUGGGCGGCGCGCACGGCGGCGAGCUCUCCGUGUUCUGCUGGUGAUGUCGCAAGCACACGCCAUCCGCACUGCAGAUUUAGGGAGUCGCCCGCAAGCGCGAGCCUGGCGCUGCGCGCGAGUCCGCGCCGCGGCCCGGCGCCGGUACGGUCCCGGCACGGUGUCGGAACGGUAUCGCUACGACACCGGCACGACACCGGCACGGGCCCGGGCCGACUCCCACGGACGAUUUUAGACGACUAUUUGACUUUCAUAUCAUUGUAUCGAAUCGAGAUCGCUCCAGUGUUAGUUCCUUUACACUCAAUGAUCAAAGUACAAACUUACCGAUAGAAGCAGUCGCGCCGACCGAACGUAGUUUUUGGAAGUAUUUACUCAUUUUGAAUACCGCGUUUAAGCCGUUAUACACCGGGACGCGUCGCCCGACGGCCACCGGGCGUUUUGUACGAGGCCAUCGUUUGUUACAUUACGAGUUUUUUGUAAUUAGUCGUUGUGAGCGGUUUUGUCGAGUGACGGGCCCCGCGCGGGGCGCAGCCGCGUGGGGCGCUGCGCGGGGGCGCAGCCGCGUGGGGCGCUGCGCGGGGGCGCAGCCGCGUGGGGCGCUGCGCGGGGGCGCAGCCGCGCGGGGCGGCGCGGGCGCACGCGGGGGCGCCUGACAUUUUUGAUCUCGAAUUGCGACUGAGACGCCGGGCGUUUGUGUUGACGGAAACGGAACCGCAUUUUUGCGUUUCCCCGUUAUCGUUAACGCAAAAUCUCGAGCCGCGUUACGCGAUUCCUUUAUAGAUUAUCAAAAUAUUUUUAUGAGUUCGACGUCGACCGGUACGAGCGCGGCGCGGCCUCUUGUGCAAUAUGAAGU